This is a messenger RNA of Vigna umbellata (rice bean), 1328 nucleotides long. The record is from RefSeq and is a predicted model, not a curated record. Lineage: Eukaryota; Viridiplantae; Streptophyta; Magnoliopsida; Fabales; Fabaceae.
UAUAAUAUUUAUUAUUAUAAAUAUUAUCUCUAUAUAAUUACUCACAAUCGCUGCUCAUUCUCUCAAAGCUCUUCUCAUCACUCUCACCUUCUUCCUUCUCGUCUCAAUUUCCAUAUCUCCUUUCUCCAAUUGGAUUGAAUUGGUGAUGGACAUCAUGGAUCGACUAAAUUCUUCUCCGCGGUUGAUGCUUGUUUCGGAUCUCGAUCACACGAUGGUUGAUCAUCAUGACCCGGAGAAUAGUUCACUUUUAAGGUUCAAUGCGCUUUGGGAAGCUUAUUAUCGCCAAGAUUCUCUGCUGGUGUUUUCAACUGGGAGGUCGCCUACACUCUACAAACAACUGAGGAAAGAGAAGCCUAUGAUAACUCCUGAUAUAGCUAUUAUGUCUGUGGGGACUGAGAUUACUUAUGGGAGAUCAAUGGUGCCUGAUGAUGGAUGGGUUCAGUUUUUGAACCAGAAAUGGGAUAAGAACAUAGUCAUUGAGGAAACAAGCAAAUUUCCUGAACUUAAGCCUCAGGCAGAAACAGAACAACGGCCGCACAAGGUCAGCUUUUAUGUUCAGAAAGACAAGGCUAAGAGUGUAACACAGGCUCUUUCUAAGGUUUUGGAAGAGCGUGGGUUGAAUGUUAAAAUAAUAUACAGUGGAGGUAUUGAUUUGGAUGUAUUACCAAAUGGUGCUGGCAAAGGUCAAGCUCUUGCCUAUCUGCUCAAAAAGUUUGAGACCGAGGGAAAACCACCACUUAACACUCUUGCUUGUGGUGAUUCUGGAAAUGAUGCCGAGCUGUUCAGCAUUCCGGGAGUGUAUGGAGUCAUGGUAAGCAAUGCCCAAGAGGAGUUGUUGCAGUGGCAUUCAGAAAAUGCAAAAGAUAACCCCAAGAUUCUCCAUGCCUCAGAGCGUUGUGCAUCUGGCAUAAUAGAAGCCAUUGGUCAUUUUAAGUUAGGCCAAAACCUGUCCUCAAGAGAUGUUUCAGACAGUAGACAAGAAAAUUUAUCUCCAUAUCUUGAAAUAGUGAAUUUUGCUUUGUUACUUGAAAAGUGGAGGCGUGCAGAAGUUGAGAAUUCCGAGCUGUUUAUUGCUGGUAUAAAGGCAACAGUUGUAUGUCUGAUAUCCUUUAUCUUUACAAAUUACCUAUUGUGUGUUCUAUUUGUGUAUGCAGACUACCGAGCAUGUGAAAAACUAUCCAAAUUAACUCCAUUUUACCAAAUCAUUUUCUUUUCAAAUGAAGUGUAUACCCUUUUCUCUGCAUUAUUUCUAUAUUCUUAUUUCAUGGACUAACAAGUUCUGCGAUUUACCAACGGAAAACUAAAUAGUGAAGUAGAAUUUUUUUUAA